AUGGAAUUCGAAGCAGCAUCAUCACCUAUCCGUAUGCAGGGCGCUUUUGCAUCUCAUACACCUUGGACAAUAGGCGGCAAUGAGUUUUCUCGCCCAAGCAAUGCAACUGGCAAGUCAUUAUUUGGACCAAAGCUUAGCGUGGGGGUAAGAUCGGAGGCGAGAGGUUGUUUUGAGAAGGAGCGAAGAAAAGAGUCAUCUCCAACAUCAUUGCUGGUAGCGGACAUCACUCAAAAUUUUCACAUUGACAAAACUCCUCAGGUCCCAACACCGAGGCGUUCUCUGUUUCCUUUUGGGCCCAAUGCUCAGAAUGGAAGAGCAUUGCCAACAACUCCUGUAAUCCCAUCCUCAUCGCCCUGUCACGAAAAUAUGGACUUGUCUCCAUUACCUCAUAAGCCCGCUUUUUCCGCAUCAUUGAUGGUACCCUCGUCUCCAACAGAAGCCCGCACAAAGAACCAGUCCCGCUCUUUGAGUCGCACGAUGAGCUUGUGCUCAAGUCCACCUGGUCCCGAUCCUAUUUCCACUCCAACACCGGAUAUCCCGAGAAUGGAUCUUACUAAAAAACUUGAAGCCCCUGUUGAACGUAAGAAGUCAUCUAAUUUCACUAGACCUUCACUCCUGAAACAUAACAGUCGCAGUACUUCCUUCAAAGCUAUCAAUGCUAAAGCCCUUUCUGGUCUCUCGACAUCCAGUCUCUUCGGAAGAUCCCCUACAGUAUCCUCUGCUAAAUUGGAGGACUUGUUUGCUUCUUCUCCUCGCAAAUCUCCUGCGGUAUCCGCUACUAAGUUAGAUGACUUAUUUGCCUGUUCUCCUCGAAAAUCUCCCGCGGUAUCCUCUACUAAGUUAGAUGACUUAUUUGCUUGCUCUCCUCGAAAAUCUCCAACCGUAUCCUCUACCAAGUUAGAGGAUAUGUUUGCGUGUUCGCCUCCCCCAAGGAAACAGAAGGAAUUAAAUAAGAGGGAAUUAGGCGCGCCACUUUCACUGGUGUCUUCAAAGUCCAAGUCCAAGGGAUUUCCCAAAGAUGCCGGCCCUACAAAAACUAGUCUCGAUGGAUCUCCAAUUGCUCCACUUCACCGCCACAAGUUCCAGCGUCCCAGGGGAAAGAUCAGGAGGACCUUGAGUAUGUUUGAUAACCCCGAUGAUCUUAUGAAGCGGAAUGUCCGUACAAAGGGCACAGAGCUAUCGCCCAUCAAAGAUUCACCUGGCGAAAAAUCAAUUCUCCCCUGCUUCACUAGUAAGGAGGAUACUUUGAGGCGCAUUGAUAAAGCUACACUUUGCAAAGUUAUGGAUGGCCAGUACAAAGACGAGUACGAUGAACUCAUGGUCGUAGAUUGCCGUUUUGAGUAUGAGUAUGAAGGCGGCCACAUUUCAGGCGCUGUCAACGUUAAUUCAACAGAAGCUUUGGAAAAUAUGUUCUUCAAAAGACCCAGAACCGAGAAGUUGCUCAUCAUUUUCCAUUGUGAAUUUUCCGCCCAUCGUGCUCCUAGGAUGGCUCUUCAUCUUCGCAGUCGUGAUAGGCAGUUGAAUAUGCAGCGAUACCCCGCGCUCUACUACCCUGAUGUCUAUAUUCUUGAGGGCGGUUAUUGCUCGUUUUUUAACCAGUACCGUGUUCGAUGCGAGCCGGAGCAAUACGUUCAGAUGAAGGACUCUUCUCAUCUCCAGACAUGCGAAAGGGAAAUGGCCAAACUUCAACAGAAACGUGGAAAGAUCAGCCGGACUCAAAGCUUUACCUUUGGAGCUAAACAGGUCCUCGAUGGUAGCCCCAGUUUUGGAAAGCGCUCCUCUGGGGGUUGUUCCAGGGAUUCAGAAGGGCUGCUUUCAUUCAAUUCAAAAAGUCGUGGCGACCCUCGCCGGAUGGCAUCCUUUUAA
This is a messenger RNA of Morchella importuna, 1866 nucleotides long. RefSeq lists its product as uncharacterized. Gene Ontology annotation, molecular function: protein tyrosine phosphatase activity. Gene Ontology annotation, biological process: protein dephosphorylation; positive regulation of G2/M transition of mitotic cell cycle; positive regulation of G2/MI transition of meiotic cell cycle. NCBI's taxonomy places the organism in Eukaryota, Fungi, Ascomycota, Pezizomycetes, Pezizales, Morchellaceae. Bases 1 to 1866 code for a protein of 621 amino acids. The transcript is spliced from 5 exons. Gene Ontology annotation, cellular component: nucleus; cytoplasm. The record is from RefSeq and is a predicted model, not a curated record.